AAUGUUUUCUAUAGAUUUCUUGCUAUAGUCAUUUCCUCAACUUACACUUGGCCUUACGCUUCUCUUCUAACAAAUAUGAACUCCGUACCAAGGCCUGCUCAAAAAGUUAAAAAAUGUGGGACAACUCAUGGGUGUUGAUUUCCUUCUUAUUGACAAAAAGGCUUUUUUACCUCACCUACCUUCCUAAAUUCGAACAUGCUCUGCGUGAUGGAGCUAUGUAUAUAAUAUCUGCCUUUGACGUCACUAGAAGCAACACCCAUUUCAAAUUGUCGGAUUUCCACUUUUCUAUACGGUUUACAACAGCCACUUUUUUUGAAGAGGUAGAAGAGUAUUUUUGUGUUAUUCCAAAAGAGUUUUUCCGCUUAAGGACUCAUGAAGAGUUAGUGUCGCUGGCGAACACCAAUACGGAGCUCCCAGUUUCCACCAAAACUAAUGGGAUGUCACAAACUUUGGAGAAGAUCUUAGUCCAUCUGUGUCUUGAAAGUGGUCAGAAUGUCCGUCUAAGUGCAUCUGACGACCAUGCAACCUCAUUGGAGAAGGUCUUUAGCAAGAAUGAUGAGGGGACUUAUAUACUCUUAGCGACCAAUAUAAACCCAAAGAUCUUUGCAGGUGUACUUUAUCUUAAUGCUAUGUCUGGGACCAAGUUUUAUUCUGAUGGAGACUUGACAACAACACAAGAGUUCGCUGAAAGGUUGAAGGGGAGAGCCAUUUACACAACCAUCACCAAACACAAACAAGGUCAAAGAUGCAGACACUGUUAGAACACGAAACAGAUACUCAACUAUGAGUUCCACAUUUAGUUCCCCACAGAACAUCAAUGUUUGUAAAUAAAAUCGGCCCCAACAAAAGCUCCCCAAAACUAUUUAAAAAG
Messenger RNA from Camelina sativa (false flax), 871 nucleotides. The record is from RefSeq and is a predicted model, not a curated record. NCBI's taxonomy places the organism in Eukaryota, Viridiplantae, Streptophyta, Magnoliopsida, Brassicales, Brassicaceae.